ACAUCGCAUGCGAUGUUUUGUCAACACGUCACUUUUAGGUGCAGAGAAGAAAAAGUGUGUUUUGAUAAUAAUGUGAGCACAAAUUUGGCCAAAAAAUCCUCAAAACUACUUAUUAGUUUAGUGUAAUUUUUAUUUGUCCAUCACCAUGGGAUUCCUCGAGGAUACAAUAAUUGUUUUUGUAUCACAGGUACUCUUCUUCACCGGUGGCUGGAUAUUCUUCGUGAGACAACUCUUCCGGAACUAUGAAGUCCGGAAUAUCCUCGUCCAGCUCAUUUUCUCCCUCACAUUUGCCCUUUCACUCACAAUGUUUGAACUGAUCAUCUUCGAGAUUGUCGGCAUUCUCGAAUCCAGUUCCAGGUACUUCCACUGGCGCCUGGGACUCACAUUGCUCCUCUUUAUGGUGAUAGCACUUAUCCCUUACUACAUCGCUUAUUCCUGCAUCAGCAAUAUCCGCAUAGUGCCACCGCGAUGGGUUAUGCCCCUGACAACAGUCUUCUGGCUCCUCUAUGUCUAUGGCUUCUGGCGCCUCGGGGACAAUUUCCCUCUGCUCAGUGUCUCAAAGGGAAUCUUCACAAUAGAACAGGCUGUCUCGAGGAUUGGCGUGGUCGGAGUCACCGUCAUGGCCAUCCUCUCAGGCUUUGGUGCCGUCAACUAUCCCUACACCAGUAUGGCCUACUUCAUACGAUCAGUAUCUCAGGCUGACAUCAUCACGGUAGAGCGCCGGCUGAUGCUCACCAUGGACAUGAUGGUGCUCAAGAAAAAGCGCAUAGCGCUGGAUCGACGUCGCAACAAAGCAACUUCAGCCAAGCCCGGAAUUUGGGGCAUGAUCAGUUCCGUAACACAGCGUCCAGCUGGAUCAGAAAACAUUGGCCAGUUACGACUCGAAAUAGCUGCACUGGAAGAGAUGUCCAGGCAACUCUUCGUAGAGGCUCAUUCCUUGCGAAAUAUGCAAGAACGCCAGAGGUGGUCAAUGACCCUUCAAGGGAAGUACUUCAAUGUCUUGGGACAUUUCUUCAGUCUCUACUGCAUGUGGAAGAUUCUGAUAUGCACCAUCAAUAUUGUUUUUGACCGCGUGGGAAAGAAGGAUCCCGUGACUCGUGGUUUGGAAAUAGCUGUUCAUUGGUGCGGCUUUGAGAUGGAUAUUGCCUUCUGGAGUCAACAUGUGUCAUUUUUUCUUGUUGGAUGCAUCGUUGUGACCUCAAUUCGUGGUCUACUUCUGACACUCACAAAAUUUUUCUACAAAAUUUCCUCCAGCAAAUCAUCCAACAUAAUUGUGUUGGUUCUAGCCCAAAUUAUGGGCAUGUACUUCUGUUCAUCUGUACUCCUGAUGAGGAUGAAUAUGCCAGCAGAGUACCGUGUUAUAAUCACCCAAAUCCUCGGUGGACUCCAUUUCAACUUCUACCACAGAUGGUUCGAUGUGAUCUUCCUGGUCAGUGCCCUCUCGACCAUCUUCGUCCUCUACAUGCUCCAUCGACCACCAAUCUCUGACGAUCCACUGUGAGAAAUUCCACAAACCCAAAAAAAAAACUUUUCCCAUUUUUUUAACUUUAUAGGAACUACACUUAAAUUAUUUCACAAAAAUACACACAGAAAAAAAAACUGACAAAGUAGUUUCUUUUUGAUUGAGAAAAAAAGACCAACCCCAUUUAUGAUUUAAAAAUAAAGACAUGACGAUUUUUUG
Molecule: messenger RNA, 1681 nt
Organism: Phlebotomus papatasi
Lineage: Eukaryota; Metazoa; Arthropoda; Insecta; Diptera; Psychodidae
Gene: GPHR
Product: Golgi pH regulator
Exons: 6
Coding region: 146-1501 (451 amino acids)
Biological process (GO): intracellular pH reduction
Cellular component (GO): Golgi cisterna membrane
Molecular function (GO): voltage-gated monoatomic anion channel activity
Source: RefSeq, a predicted model, not a curated record